This is a messenger RNA of Onthophagus taurus, 1123 nucleotides long. RefSeq names its product phospholipase A1 VesT1.02-like. NCBI's taxonomy places the organism in Eukaryota, Metazoa, Arthropoda, Insecta, Coleoptera, Scarabaeidae. Gene Ontology annotation, biological process: lipid catabolic process. The record is from RefSeq and is a predicted model, not a curated record. Gene Ontology annotation, molecular function: lipase activity.
GACAACACACCAGCCCAACAAUGAAGCUACUCAUCUUGGUUGCGUUACUGGCAAGUGCCUUUGCAGUUCCUGCUUUGGAAAUGUUUGAAGACACUGAGAGGUAUUACGACCCAGAAGAAGAAAAUCCUUACAGAAUCCGCUACAUUUACCAAGAAGCCGAGAAUGGAAGUUUGCAACUCGUAGAUCUUUUCGAAGUAGACGAAGCCGCACCUAGAGCAACAAUCAACGAUGUCACCUUCCACCUCUUUACCCAAAGAAAUCCUAAUCAAGCUCAAAUUGUUCCAGGAAACAACUUCAACGCUUUAGCUAACACCAACUUUAACCCAUCCCUUCCUAUUAAGUUUAUUAUUCAUGGUUGGAACAAUAACGCAGGAAGUCAAGUCAACUCCGCUAUUAGACCAGCAAUCUUAAACAACAACAACGUCAACGUUUUCGUUGUUGAUUGGAGCAGACCAGCUAACCAAAUGUACACAACCGCAAGAAGCGCAGUCCCAGUUGUUGGUGGUUUUGUUGGAGACUUUAUCAACCGCAUCAGAUCAACUCAUAAUGUUCCUUUGAAUAGAAUUCAACUUGUCGGUCAUUCUUUAGGCGCCCACGUAGCAGGAUGUGCAGGAGCUAGAGUUAACGGACUCGUCCAUUCCAUCGUUGGUUUGGAUCCAGCUGGACCUCUUUUCACUGUCGGAAACAUCGACAACAGGAUCGAUCCAACCGAUGCUGCUUUUGUCCAAAUUAUUCACACCAACCAUGGUCUUCUUGGUUUUGGAACUUCUAGUGGACACGCUGAUUAUCGUCCAAAUGGUGGGCGUUCCCAACCGGGAUGUGGCAUUGAUUUAGCUGGAUCAUGUGCUCAUUCUAGAGCACACGCCUUCUUUGCCGAAUCAGUCCGAACUGGAAGAUUCAUUUCAUGGAGAUGUGAUUCUAUGAACGAUUUGAAUAAUAAUAGAUGCACUGGUAAUCAUAGAUCUUUCAUGGGGCAAUUCGAAGUUGAUAGAACAGCUCGCGGUGAUUACUUUUUGGCCACAAACAACAACGCUCCAUUCGCAAGGGGUUAAAUAUUAAAAGUUUUAAUUGUUCAGUGAUUGUAUUAUUAUUGUUAUACAGUAAAUAAUAACAUUGCAUUCUA